Cannabis sativa is the source of this 1959-nucleotide messenger RNA. RefSeq lists its product as uncharacterized. The transcript has 3 exons. The coding region runs from base 1 to 1959 and encodes 652 amino acids. Gene Ontology annotation, molecular function: RNA-DNA hybrid ribonuclease activity; nucleic acid binding. The record is from RefSeq and is a predicted model, not a curated record. Lineage: Eukaryota; Viridiplantae; Streptophyta; Magnoliopsida; Rosales; Cannabaceae.
AUGAAGAACAUUAUUUGGAGUCUUUUCCACCACUGGAUUCCUGUCAAAACCGAGCUAACGAAGAGAGGUAUGGCCUUAAAUCUUUACUGUGAUCAGUGUAAUGUUUAUGUUGAAGACAUUUGUCAUGCUCUCUGGUAUUGUCCUAAGACUCAAGAUCUUUGGAAGCACUUCGGUUUUCUCCAUCUUUUCCUGCCUAACAUUGGUAAAGCCCCUGAUUUCCUAUUUAUCAUGAAGGAUCGGUGUUCUAAGGAGACGUUUAUCCUUUUUCUUGGUGUUACUUGGUUAAUAUGGCACCGUAGAAAUAAAUGCAUCUUUCAACAGAAAAACUUUGAUAACAAAGUUUGGAUAGAAUGGGCCUCGAACUUGAUUGAUUUCCAGCUUCAAACCGAUUCUACUCCUCCUCUUCCUCCUCUGAAAAAGUCUCCGGUUAGCUGGUCUCCUCCUCCCUCGGGCACCUUCAUGAUCAACGCAGAUGUUUCUCUAAUUGUGGGACAACCAGGUUGUGGUUUAGGGGUGGUUAUUCGAGAUCAUUUGGGAGCUGUUGUGGUGGCUGAAACUAUUUUUAUCCCAAGUUGUCUCUCGUUCAAUAUGGCGGAGUCUCUUGCUAUUCGAUCGGGUUUGAAACUUGCGGAUCGUUGGUCUCUUUCUACUAUCUGCAUCUCGUCGGAUUGCCAGUCUGUUAUUCAUGCUUUAAAUGGGGAUAAUCAUUCCAUUACAGAUUGGGGUCUCGUGGUGAAGGAUUGUAUUAAGGCCAAGGAAAAUUUUAAUUUUGUUUCUUUUUUAUUCUCCCCUAGACAGUGGAAUAAAGUGGCUAAUUGUUUAGCUACUUGGGCUCGAUUGUUCAAGACCUCUAAGGUUUGGACUUCGUCGAUGCCGUUGUGUGCAGCUGCUGUUUUAGAAGCAGAUUUGCCUUGUUGUGUUGGGCUAAGUAAAUCAAUGCAUGGCAAUAUUAAGCCCACUAGGGGUCUCAGACAAGGAGAUCCUUUGUCCCCCUACUUGUUUAUUCUGUGUGCUGAAGGGCUUUCAGCCAUUCUUAGUAAUUAUCAUCAUAGGGGUUUGCUUCAUGGUAUUUCAAUUUCAAGAAAUGCCCCUCCUAUCUCCCACCUACUGUUUGCUGAUGACAGUAUUCUUUUCUGUGCUGGCAAAAUAUCAGUCUUUCACCUUUUAAAAGACAAAAUCUCUUCUAUUAUUCACUCCUGGCACCAUAAAUGGUUUUCUAAAGCAAGUAAGGAGACUUUGAUUAAAGUUGUCCUUCAAGCAAUCCCUUCUUAUGCAAUGUCUUGCUUUCGCAUCCCUACUAAGAUUUGCAGAGAAAUAGAGUCUCUUAUUUCAAAAUUUUGGUGGGGUUCUUCUCCUGAGGUUCGUAAAGUGCACUCGAAAAAUUGCAGAAUGAUGUGUCAGUCUAAGUUUGUUAGGGGUCUUGGAUUCAGGUCUUUAACUCAUUUCAACCAAACUAUGCUAGCUAAGCAAGCUUGGCGAAUCUUAAAGUGUCCAGAUUCUCUUCUCAGCCUAGUUCUAAAAGCUCGUUAUUUUCCUCAUACUUCUAUUCUUGAUGCUGGCCCUGGUCAUAGCCCAUCUUAUACUUGGCGCAGUAUUCUUUGGGGAAGAGAUUUAAUGAAGCAAGGCCUCAUUUGGAAAAUUGGUAAUGGUACCACCAUUCGCACUAUUGAAGAUCAUUGGCUUCCAAACUGUAGGAUCAAGUCAUAUUCAUCUCCCCCUCCCUCUGACUCUACUCUUUCGUUCUUUCUCUCCCCAUCUGGGGCUUGGGACCCUUUUAAGCUUCACCAAUUCUUUGAUGACCAGCUUAUUGAUCAUAUCCUUAAUGUUCCAAUUUCUGGUCAUGGUUGUAGUGAUGAUCUAAUAUGGAGUGGGAAUACCUCUGGCCUUUUCACAGUUAAGUCUGCAUAUCACUUAGCUGUUACUUCUAGGGAUAUUCCUUCUACAUCAUCUUUUGAUUAG